AUGAUACUUCAAUUCAAAUGCGAAAGAUUACACUAUCUACUAAACACUAACUAUAUUUUAACUUUGUAUAAGGACAGGCUCACGAUUGGGAACAAGGUAAUCUCUUCAUCGUGAUAUAAAAUAGGGUCAUCAAAAAUAUGAGUAUAAAUUUAUACUCGAGAAUGUUUUACACUGGUAUGUGGAUAACCUUAAAUUAUAAGCUUUUGGGAUCGAAUACAAAGGGAUUAUCAAAUUCUUCAAGGCAAACACCAAAGAUUUAGAGCAAUUAAGAAGCUUCUGCAGGAAUCUCAUAUGUUUUGAUAACAUAGUUGAGUUAUACAAACAAAUAGAUAUUAAUGACCCUUCAAGGAUAUAAGACCAAAUAUCGCUAUAAUAAUUUGGACUGAAGAUUGUAACUUAGCAACAGUUGCUGACCCAAGUCCCACUUGUACGAUAAUUGAAUUAUCAUGGAAUAAUUUCAUACCGGGAAUGUUUUCAAUAUAAAAGCCAAUAUUAUAUUGUAAAAGAAUUCGUUGGAGGAAUUACAUUACAGAAAUUCAUGAUAUAGAACCCCAAGUUGAGUCAUCUGCAAUGCAGAGCCAUAAUCCUUGUAAGCAUACCCUUAUAUUGAAAGCACCUGCUGAAGGCUGUCCAAUAUCUGCAUCAACAUUACGUCAUUCAUGCAACAAUCGAUAUUUAUCAUAUUAUUUACAAAUCAGAUUUUAUCAAAAUAAUUGACUUUUCUUAGGCUAAACAAAGCAAUACCAUAGAUGAUUAGGACAUUAGGAAUUGCAGCCGAAUUCUAUUUUACUUGUAUGCAAUAUUUCAUAAUAAAAUUAGGUACACAGGGAAAGAAUACAAUGAUAAAGACUAUGAGCAGAAUAUCUAAACUCUAUAAAAUGCUUAGACACCAAAAUUAGCAUAGGAGCUACUCCUGAGCAUGAUGACUGAUCAGAAUUUAACUGUGUCUCAAAUCUUGGAGCAUCCCUACUUUUCCUUCUCCUUAGAUCCAUAGGAGAGGAAGAAGAGAUUUCAGUAAUUUUAGAGAGUGUAGAGAUCAACAUCAGAAAUGGAUGAUAGUGAUGCCAUCUCUUAGAGUAUACCUGAAUUGUAAACAAAUAAGAGUAAAUCAUUAAAGUAAUUAAUGUGA
This is a messenger RNA of Paramecium octaurelia, 1129 nucleotides long. The record is from the annotation of a GenBank genome assembly. Lineage: Eukaryota; Ciliophora; Oligohymenophorea; Peniculida; Parameciidae.